UUCAAGUAUUCGAGCAAUAUGUUGUCGAUCAGAUUGAUAGCCGUACUCUCAGCUGCAUCAAUUGCAGUCACAUCAGCUACUCCGGUUGCUGAUUCGAGCUGCACUAUUUCCAGCUUCGACCAAGUAGCUUCAGUGUUAGCUGAAUGUACAGACAUUGUAGUAUCCAAUCUUGAAGUACCUGCUGGCGAAACUUUGAAUCUUGAGACCAAGAAAAAAGGAGUAACUAUAACUUUCGAGGGUAAGACUACCUUCGCAUAUAAAGAAUGGUACGGACCUCUUCUGAGGGUAAAAGGAAAAGCCAUCACUGUUGUGGGAGCUAAAGGCUCAGUCCUUGAUGGACAAGGACAGCUCUAUUGGGAUGGCAAAGGAGGAAACGGAGGAAUAACGAAGCCGAAAUUUUUCAAAAUAAAGGCAACAGAAGGUUCCCAUUUCAAAAAUAUCAAUUUACUGAACUGCCCAGUACAGUGCACUUCCAUUGAUCAUUCUGGACCACUCACUCUCAGUGGAUGGAACAUUGAUGUUUCCCAAGGAGACAAAGAUGCAUUGGGUCACAAUACUGAUGGAUUCGACAUCAACACCACAGAUCAACUGACAAUCGAAGAUACCGUGGUCAAAAACCAAGAUGAUUGCAUCGCGGUCAACCAAGGCACAAAUUUCAUCUUUAACAAUUUGGAUUGUUCCGGAGGCCAUGGUUUGAGUCUGUCAGUUGGCACCAGCCAUGAAAUUAUCAAGAACACCGUCAGAAAUGUCACUUUCUCUAAUUCAGUUGUUCGCAAAUCGAGGAAUGGGAUCCAUAUCAAAACACAUACCAAUUCCGGGGAAGGUAUCAUCGAGGAUGUUACUUACAGUAACAUUGCUAUGGAAGGUAUCUGGAAGUAUGCUGUCAACGUGGAACAGGACUAUAAAAAGGGCAAACCCACUGGAAUACCCGUUGGCAACAUACCCAUCAAAGGUCUACAUCUGGAAAAGGUCACCGGAACUUUGACCGGAGAAGAAUCGACUCCGGUGUAUAUCAUUUGCGCUGAUGGUGCUUGCAGCAACUUCAACUGGUCGGGAGUAUCAUUUGAAGGUGCUUCGCACGCUAGUAACUGUAGUUACGUACCUACUGGCUAUUCUUGUUGAUCAGUCUAUGAUGGAUAUAUCAAAGUUUUUUAUGGAAUUGUACAUAUUUUUUUAAUUCAACAAUAUUAAUAAAUAAAAACUCAUACUUGCCUAUCUAGUUUAUUUUAUACUGAGAGUA
This is a messenger RNA of Phaedon cochleariae (mustard beetle), 1240 nucleotides long. Lineage: Eukaryota; Metazoa; Arthropoda; Insecta; Coleoptera; Chrysomelidae. The record is from the annotation of a GenBank genome assembly.